Messenger RNA from Camellia sinensis, 618 nucleotides. The record is from RefSeq and is a predicted model, not a curated record. NCBI's taxonomy places the organism in Eukaryota, Viridiplantae, Streptophyta, Magnoliopsida, Ericales, Theaceae.
AUGGUUGAAUAUGGAAGAUUUGGGAAGUCAAAUUUGGUGCAGCCUUAUCUUUUGCAGAGUGGCCAAGAAGUUGGGCCCUUACUCUUGGAACUGCCACUUGUCACUGAGAAGAAUUUGUUUCCCGAGCUUGGUACAAGCAACAAUAGCUCUCAUAAAUUAGAUAAAAAAACAGUUAAGAAAAGUUUGAAGCAUGGUUCUACUAGCAGCAGAUGGUAUGCGGAGCUUCCUCUAUCUAGAUUAAUUGGAGUGGAGAAUGAAGAACGAAGUUCUCCUUCCUCUACGCAAUUGGUGAGACAGAAAAGAAGCACUACUUCAGCUGAACCUCCUCGCAAAGGGCGUAGGCUGGUGAAAAAGAAUAUUGUGGAGUUUGUUUCUUCGGAUUCUGAGCAAGAGAGCAACCCAAUUAGUGUUUUCCAUCAAUAUAAUGAUCUUGCAACUCCAUCUAGCCAUUCAGAUGACAUGAGGGAUAAGAAGAGAUUGAGAAUUAGGGGAACGUCUGAUGACAGUUCAAAUGACUCUGGGAAAAAUAAAAAUGACGGCUUGGAAGAUUUGAAUGAUGUUCUUACAGAACAAGUGGUUUUACCUUGUGUUUCCUUCAUUGGAUUUGAACUCUUAUGA